Messenger RNA from Lathyrus sativus (Indian pea), 1677 nucleotides. The record is from the annotation of a GenBank genome assembly. NCBI's taxonomy places the organism in Eukaryota, Viridiplantae, Streptophyta, Magnoliopsida, Fabales, Fabaceae.
AUGGAGAAUCCCAGCGACAUUUUGUUAGAAGGUGAUGUUGUAGAUGGUGCUGUUGACUAUCAUGGACAAGCAGCCAUUAGAUCCAAAUCUGGUUAUUGGAGAUCUGCUUGGUUCAUCAUAGGUGUGGAAAUGGCAGAAAGAAUGUCAAAUUAUGGAAUUCAAGGCAACUUGAUAUCAUAUCUAACAGGGCCCCUCAAACAGACCACUGCUACAGCUGCUGUGAAUGUGAAUAUCUGGGCUGGAACAGCAACACUUCUUCCUCUCUUAGGUGCUUUUGUUGCUGAUUCUUUUCUUGGACGAUACCGUACAAUCGUAGUUUCUUCUCUCAUCUAUAUCUUGGGUCUAGGCUUGUUAACAUUAUCGGCUAUGCUUUCAUCCCUCACAUUUUGCUCCCCUCAGUCACAAGUAAUCUUAUCCUUCAUCUCACUCUAUCUAGUUGCCAUUGGACAAGGUGGACAUAAACCUUGUGUUCAAGCUUUCGGCGCAGAUCAGUUCGACGAAAAACAUCCUAAGGAACACAAAGCUAGAAGCUCAUUCUUUAAUUGGUGGUAUUUUACAAUGGUUGGCGGUUGCACGGCACUACUCUCGAUCUUGAACUAUAUACAAGAUAACUAUAGUUGGGUUCUUGGAUUUGGAAUACCUUGUGUUGUAAUGACCAUUGGUUUGCUUGUUUUCUUGCUUGGAUCAAUGACCUAUAGGUAUAUCAUCAAGGAAACUGAUACAAGCCCUUUUCUUAGAAUCGGUCGUGUAUUUGUCGCGGCAAUAAGAAAUUGGCGAAAUACCUUAUCAACCACAUCUUUUGAAGAGGAAUGUGAUGGAAUGCUUCACAAGACAAGUUCACAACAAUUCAACUUUCUCAACAAGGCAUUGUUAACACCAAACGGAUCCAAAAAAGAAAAGACUUGUAGCCUUAGUGAGGUGGAAGAAGCAAAGGCAAUACUAAGGCUGGUUCCAAUUUGGACUUCAUGUUUGGUUUAUGGUAUUGUCUUUGCUCAAGUUUUUACAUUUUUCACCAAGCAAGGAAAAUCUAUGGAGAGAACAAUAUUUCCCGGUUUUGACAUACCACCCGCUUCACUUCAAUCGAUUAACGGUAUCGCCAUUAUUCUCUUCAGCCCUAUCUACGACCGCAUAUUUGUACCAACAGCACGAGCUAUCACCGGAAAACCCUCAGGGAUAACAAUGCUUCAAAGAAUUGGAACUGGAAUUUUUUUAUCCAUAUUCACAAUGGUAAUUGCAGUGUUUGUUGAGAUUAAAAGACUUAAAACAGUAAAAGAGUAUGGUCUUGUUGAUGAUCCUAAUGCAAUUGUUCCAAUGAGUAUAUGGUGGUUGGUGCCACAAUACUUUUUGUUUGGAGUUUCAGAGGUUUUUACUAUGGUUGGUCUUCAAGAAUUUUUCUAUGAUCAAGUCCCAAAUGAACUAAGAAGCAUGGGGCUUGCACUCUACUUGAGUAUUGUUGGUGUUGGAAGCUUUCUAAGUGGCUUUCUCAUUUCUAUAAUUGGAAAUUUGAGUGGCAAAGAUGGUAAUGAAAGUUGGUUUUGUGACAAUAUCAACAAGGCACAUCUUGAUUACUUUUAUUGGCUUCUUGCUGGACUAAGUGCGGUGGGGUUUACUUUCUUUCUUUACUUUUCCAAAUAUUACACUUAUAACCACAAAGGUAUUAUUAUCACACAAGCAUAA